UUUGUGCUCUUCGGAUUGUAAAGUGAGUUGAUCCCAAGUUAAGCGGCGAAGCCAGCGGCGCCGCACCGCAAACACUUGUGGGGGGGUUUUACACUGGCACGAAAGCUGCAGCUGGGCGGGUGUGCCAACGCGCGCCCGUGCAGUCAAGAUGAGGUAAUUGAAACAGAUUAGGAGCAGACUUGAACGUAAACACGGGCUGGAUGAAGGACACUUGAUUGCCGUCAUGUGGAAGAGGGGUGUUGGGUUAAUGACCCGGGCUUUCUACUUCACCCCGAAGUGAAGUAAAAAAAAAAAAAAAAAAAAUGCAGCAAUUCAAUCAUUCGCUGCCAGCUGCUUUCCAAGCAGAUUUCCCCAUGUCGCCAGUUGUUUUACAGCAUUUUCAAUCAUCUUUCAACACGCACAGAAUAUUGCAUUCUGUGACAACACAAGAACCAAACCGACCAAAACGAAGACGUCAUUCUGUUCUUUCACGAGAAAAGAAAGUUUGUUUCUCGCUUUUUUUCCCCCCAGUCAGCAGGCCAACAUGGGUUGGUUUUGCCGUUGGCUCUCUAUCCAAAUAGCCGAUAAAACAAGCAGAAUUGUCAAAAGAAAGAAUAGUAGUAUCUCAUGGUAGAUACGGCCAAGCGAUUUCAUGUUGAUUGCUGAAACUGAUGUCUCAAACGUUCAGAGAAUCCUCAAAAUGAUUCCUGGAACUUUUACGCCACAUUACGCCCCGAAUUAUAGCCUAUGGUCGAGAGCCCAAAAACCUCUGUGGCUAUGCCAUUUGCCUCAAAAUGGCCGCUUCAAACUCAAAUGCAUGAGUUCCUGUUUGAUUUCCGACACCGCAGGGGGCACAACGUGACGGAAUUCACCCAAAAAUGACUUCCUGCGGAGUUUCCUGCGCGAAACCUUUUUUGUUUGUCCUGUCAUGAAAGACAUAGCCACCGAAUUUCAUAUCAGUCGGCGAUACGGUUGCGCGUCAUUUUUGUUCACUUUCCAGGAGCUAACUCGUGAAGGGAUUUGCCCCAAAUAGCUGCCAUCCUGAUCAGUUCCAAACAUGGAUCCUUGAGAAUGUUUUCGUGCAUCCUUGGUGAGGACAAACCUUCCACCAAAUUUUGUUGUCUGUGACACUGGCCAAACUAUUCCCAAGAUGGCCUUCAUACUGCCUGGUGCUCAGGUCCAAAUGAAAACGUCGGAAGUUAAAACACGCUUCCGAAGGCCACGUGAUGAUCAUCUCCUCCGAGGGAAUAGCUGAACUCUAUCCACCAUAUCAACAAUAUUCAAUUCACGCUAGCAGAUAACAUGUCGGCUGAUAUUUCACCUGUCCAGUUUAUCACAAAGUGCAGCUAUCAGUAGUUCCUCCAGCUCCGUAAAGAUACAAAACACCAUCAAACCCCCCCAGCAUUCAUUUUCCCUUCAGUCUUUAUCGACGCGCUUCGAAUGGACCAGACGAUAUCGCUGCUCUCUCGCUCCGACGCUAAAUGGAAGCAUUGUGAGGAAAUAUGUCCCGUGAUUACAUUUUUUUUUUUUUCUCUCCCCAUUUUUAUUCACACCGAUGAAGCGGGAGCGCUCUCGAUCUGAUAUGUCGCAAAGCACCUUUCCCGUGUCACUUUUCAACGUCGCGGGGGAAAACAUCCAAUCUGCAGCCGAUGUGAUAUGCGUCCGCAUUAUUCGCGCACAAAAAGCUAAAGUCAUUAUGUUGUCCGUGAGUGACACAUUAACACUACCAAUGUGCAUUGAGUUAAAAUAAAUCAAUCAAUGAUCGUGUUAAUGCUCGAAAUUGCUUCAUGUCUUCAACAUUGUUAGUCUCGGACCAAUAAUAUUAAAACUGUUUGUCCUGGUGAAAAUGUGUGCUUGUUAAGAGUCUGAUUGUAUUUCUGAGUGACAAUUUCAGAUGGAUGGACAUUCAGACCAUUGAAAUAUGUAAUGCAUUGGAUUGGAUAUAAUUCAAAUCAAGGAUGAGUUACGAGAACCAAUUUGACCUUGAUUUGGACUUGUCUAAAAAGGAACAGGUAGAUAAUAAUACGACAGGUAGAUAAUAAUACGACAUUUUUUUUUUUUUAACGCUGUUUCUAAGUCUUCUUUUCCCCCCUUGUCGCUCAGUUUAACUUUGCCUGUAGGACAGAUUGGAUCGACAUCAAAUAAGCCAAAUAUAAUUACAACCGAGAAGCAUUAGAUCAUUUAAAAAAAGAAGAAGACAAAUUUGCAUUUGCGUCAGUAAAGUGAUUCCAUCUGUUCAAGGAGACAACCUUUUGUCCUUACUAUUUUUAUCAUUAUUAAAGAGACGCAAGCUUGUUGGUUUUCAGUAUUCAGCGUCACAAAUAAAUGGGAAAUAUGCUUCCUCACCCUAACAGCCUGUUUUUUUUUUUUUUUUCCCAAUUUGUACGUUUAACGAUGCUGACUUUCAUGAAGUGGUCGCUUGCUGUCAAAGCAUGAAAUUUCAGCGGCGGGCGAGCGAGCGAGAUGAAAGCACAACGGAGCGCCGACAAUCCAUCUAUUUCCGUCCCGAGUUCACGCUCGCCCAAAUAGCAGUAGGUGACUGAGAUGGGCGUUCGUCCGAGCGCCUCCCUGCGGUGGCCGUUGUUGCUGAUGCUGCUCUACAGCGCCACCUCCCGCUGCUCCGGCCGGCCCUUCGGGAUCCCGGCGCCCGCCGUGAACGUGGCGGUAGUCUUCAGCGGCUCGGCCUACCAGGCGGAGAUCAAGGGGCGACUGAGUCGCGAGAACUUCAUGGACCUGCCUCUGGAGGUGAACCCCAUCACUGUGUUGGUGAACAACACCAACCCGAGAGCGCUGCUCACUCGCAUCUGCGACACGCUCUCCGCCAACCGCGUCCAUGGCGUGGUGUUCGAGGACAACGUGGGCUCCGAGGCCGUGGCCCAGAUCCUGGACUUCAUUUCCACUCAGACCGGCGUGCCCAUCGUGGGGAUCAGCGGAGGCUCCGCCGUCGUCCUCCCGUACAAGGCGGAGGGCUCCAACUUCCUGCAGCUGGGCUCAUCCAUCGAGCAGCAGAUCAACGGCAUGUUCAAGGUGAUGGAGGAGUACAACUGGGACAGCUUCGUGGUCAUCACCAGCCUGUACCCAGGCUGCGAGGGCUACGUGAAUUACGUUAAGGCCUACAUCGAUACCAGCUACUUCAUAUGGGAGCUCCAGGAUGUUCUGACAUUCGACAUGUCCGCCGACAACACCAACGAUAUCCGAGCGCGACGACUGCUGCAGCAGAUCGACGCCCAGGUGCUCCUGGUUUAUUGUUCCCAUGAAGAGGCCCAGUAUCUCUUCACCAUGGCCGCCGAAGCCGGACUGGUGGGGCCCGGCUACAUCUGGAUUAUUCCCAGCUUGGCCCUGGGCAACCCGGACAUGCCGCCGCCCGACAGUUUCCCCGUGGGGCUCAUCAGCGUCAUCACUGACCGCUGGAGGAUGAGCCUGAGAAAGAGGGUACGGGAUGGCGUGGCCAUCGUGGUGAAAGGCGUGCAGAGUUACCGCAAGCAGAGGGGCUUCUCUCCGGAGGGACAAAACGACUGCCACAAUCCCGUCAAGACCGUGGCUACCAACGACACGCUCUUCAGGCACAUGCUGAACGUCACCUGGGAGCACAACGACUUCUCCUUCAACGCCAACGGCUACCUGGUGAACCCGGCAAUGAACAUCAUCACUCUGGACCGAGAGAGGCAGUGGGACAAGGUGGGGACUUACGAGAUGAGUAUGCUCCAGAUGAGGUACCCAGUGUGGCCCCGCUAUGGCUCCUACCUGGAGCCCGUGUCCGACUACAGGCACCUGACAGUGGCCACGCUGGAGGAGCGCCCCUUUGUCAUCGUAGAGGCCGUGGACCCCUUGACCGGGACCUGCGUCAGCAACACGGUGCCGUGCCGACGACAGUCCAACAAGACCGAGGCCAUCGUGGGCCACACGGAGCCGUACACCAAGCUGUGCUGCAAAGGCUUCUGCAUCGACAUCCUCAAGAAGCUGUCGCGCAAUAUCAAGUUCUCCUACGACCUCUACCUGGUCACCAACGGCAAGCACGGCAAGCUGGUGCGUGGCAUCUGGAACGGCAUGAUCGGCGAGGUUUUCUACAAACGUGCCGACAUGGCCAUCGGCUCGCUGACCAUAAACGAAGAACGCUCAGAGAUUAUCGACUUCUCGGUGCCCUUUGUGGAGACGGGCAUCAGCGUCAUGGUGGCCAGGAGUAACGGCACCGUCUCGCCGUCUGCCUUCCUAGAGCCGUACAGUCCGGCCGUGUGGGUGAUGAUGUUCGUCAUGUGUCUCACCGUGGUCGCUAUUACCGUAUUCGUCUUUGAAUACUGCAGCCCGGUGGGCUACAACCGCAGCCUGGUGACGGCCAAAGAUCCCGGUGGUCCCACCUUCACCAUCGGGAAGUCGGUGUGGCUUCUGUGGGGAAUCGUGUUCAACAACUCGGUACCCAUCGAGAACCCCAAGGGGACCACCAGUAAGAUCAUGGUACUGGUGUGGGCCUUCUUCGCCGUCAUCUUCCUGGCAUCCUACACGGCCAACCUGGCCGCCUUCAUGAUCCAGGAGCAGUACAUCGACACCGUGUCCGGACUCAGUGACAAGAAGUUCCAAAAGCCUCAAGAGCAAUACCCUCCGUUCCGCUUCGGCACGGUGCCCAACGGCAGCACGGAGCGAAACAUCCGCAGCAACUACCCCGAGAUGCACUCGCACAUGGUCAAAUACAACCAGAAAGGGGUCGAGGACGCUCUAAACAGCCUCAAGACCGGGAAGCUAGACGCCUUCAUCUACGACGCCGCGGUGCUCAACUACAUGGCGGGGAAAGACGAGGGCUGCAAACUGGUGACCAUCGGCAGCGGAAAAGUGUUCGCCACCACCGGAUACGGCAUAGCCCUGCAGAAGGACUCCCGAUGGAAAAGACCCAUAGACCUGGCCCUGCUACAGUUCCUGGCUGACGGCGACACUCAGAAGCUGCAGACUGUGUGGCUGACGGGGAUCUGCCGCAACGAGAAGAAGGAGGUGAUGAGCAGCAAGCUGGACAUCGACAACAUGGCGGGCGUCUUCUACAUGCUGCUGGUGGCCAUGGGCCUCAGCCUGUUGGUCUUUGCUUGGGAGCAUCUGCUCUACUGGAAGCUGCGACACUCGGUGCGAAGGUCCGACCGCCUCGACUUCCUCCUGGCCAUCAGCAGGGGCAUCUACAGCUGUUACAACGGUGUGGAGCAGACAGACCACAAUGGCAGCGUCCAGAGUCCCGACGUCACCACCAACUACUCGCAGGCUAACAUGCUAAAGAUGCUAAAGACCGCCAAGGAUAUGGUGUCCUCCGCCCGGGUGGAGAACUCUCUGGACAGCGCCACCAAGACCUUGGAGAGCUGGAGCCGGCGGGGGACGGCCGACAACACCCGGGCAUGCCUCCCGCCCCGCGUGGGCACCACUGCAGACGUGGCACACUGCCGCCUGCCUUACAUUGCCAGCAUCACCGACAACCACUCCCCGUACUCGGUGAGAAGCCGCACUCCUACCUUCCCCGUCCACUAUGGGGACCCCGCCGCCCAGCCCCUCUUGGACAAAACGCGGGUGGUCACCCGGCCCACGCCGCUGCGCUACACGCUCCCCGCCCGCAACAAUCUCUUAGAGAGGACACUGCCCAUCUCCAGCCUCAGCAGUCCCCAGCUCGCCAUGCCCGAUGUGUCGCCAGGCGCUGCCGCCCAGCCCCACCACGGCAGUCGGCUCUACGUUGAGAACCCGGUUCGGCACCCAGCAUCCCCGUUCAUCACCUACCGGGAAAUCCAGGUGCCCAAUGUCUACGUGGAGCAUAAAGUCCCCCUGAGGAGGAAGCUGAGUUACCCCCCCGACUGCGGCGGCCGCAGGAGGCGCAGCUACAUGUUCGACGCCCCCGACCUGAGAUCGAGAGCCGACUACGACGACCCACGAUCCUGCCUGGCUGAGCUCAGGGCCAACCAGCUGAUGAAAAACCACACCCCGGACACCAUCCCGGGAUACUAUCCUUGUGCAUCAGCGGGACACUACCCAGGUGCCACACCGGGACAUUACCCGAGUGCCGCUGCCAGCUGUAACUCCUGCAUGAAGUCGUAUCCUGAACCCGAGAUGGAUGACAUACCUCUGUUGGGCAAAGAUAAACUCAACCGCAGAGCCUCUUUCCUCAAAGCCACCUGGGGCAACGAGCGCAUCCGGCAGGUGGACGAGACCAAGCCGUCCACCUCCACGCCGCCCGGCGCCGACAUGCCCGACCUGUUUCCUCGGGUGGUGGUGCCGGCCAAUGCCAAGCCCCACAAGCUGUAUGGCAGCCUGGGCCACAACCUGUCCUGCUACCCUCUGGCUGCUGAGCCCGCCUACUUGGACCCGGCUCACAUGGGCUCGUACCCUUACAAGCAGAAACUCAAGUACUCCGACCCCACCCGGCUGCCGUCGUACCGGGAGGCCAUCCUGCAGAACGCCGCCGCCUUGCGCCGGUCAUCGUCCACGUUGGUGCACAGACAAUACUCAACCUACCUGAACUCUUACUCGGACCUGCCGGUCUAUGUUGCACCGCCCCCGACCCAGUUCUACGACAGCCCCAAAGACAUGUGCCACCUGUUCCCGUGCGCCACCCACUGCCCGGAACAUGCUGCUGCCCGGCCCGUGGCCUACCAGAACAGUAUGUUUGGGGCCAACCGGGACGAGCCUGUUUCGGUGGGCAGGGAACGACGGCAGGUGUUGGUGGCGCGCCGGGUGAACAGUCCAUUUGUGCCAAAACCCUGGGGGAGGGUCUCUAGCCUGGAGUCGGAGGUGUGAAGAAGCAAAAAAUAAAUGAAUAAAAGUGACCACCGCCAGUGUAUUUUGAGAGGUUACCUCUCAGUUCUCAGUGCAAUAAAAACACAAGACACAAGACACUGACUCACUACUGGGACAAACCAGGAACAAACUCUUGAAAAGCAUUUAACAAGUUAACCUCGCUGUCAUUUUUAAAUGCUGACACAGCGGUACCUUGACUUACGACAGAUCCAACGGUUUUCAGGUUACGACAACUCGCCUGCUCGAUUAUUUUUCUUUGUGGGGCAGCAAUUAAGGUCCUGUAAUGUCCAAGUGGGCAAGGACAGACACAGUUGCCGAGAAACUUUCAUAGAACGGGACAAAUACAAAAUGAGAAGGCCACAACUGACGUCCCGACACUCCCACGCAUAACCGACCAGGUUCCCAGUGUCACUCACUAGGCCACGCCCCUUAAAGGCACAGGUACAAGUACAAAGAGAAAUAACACUUUUUAAAACCACUUUCUUUACAUUCUCUUUUAUGUUUUGGUAUGUUUUUAUAAAAUAAAGUGCUAUUUUUCUUUAUUAAAAACGUGACCAUAAAGACGUUUUGGGGUGGCUGAGCAGAUUAAUGGCGCUUGAAUUCAUUUCACUGGGGAAAAUUGAUUUGAUAUCUAACGAGGUUAUGAGUUGAACUGAACUCGUAAGUCAAGGUACCAAUGUGUGUGUGUGUGUGUGUGUGUGUGUGUGUGUGUGUGUGUGUGUGUGUGUGUGUGUAUAUAUAUAUAUAUAUAUAUGUAUAUAUAUAUAUAUAUGUAUGUAUAUAUGUAUAUAUAUGUAUAUAUAUAUAUAUAUAUAUUUGGUAUAUUGCUGCCAUUUGCUAAAAUCAUUUAAGUUCUUUUUUUUUUCUUUUCUCAUUCAUGAACACACAAGCACCCCAUAUUGAUAGGAAAAAAACGGAAUUGUUGAAAUUGUUGCAAAUUUAUUAUAAAAUAAAAACUGAAAUAUCACACAGCCAUAAGUAUACAGACCCUUUGCUCAGUAUUUAGCCGAAGCACCCUUUGGAGCUAAAACAGCCAUGAGUCUUUUUGGGAAUGAUGCAACAGGUUUUUCACACCUGGAUUUGGGGAUCCUCUGCCAUUCCUCCUUGCAGAUCCUCUCGAGUUCUGUCAGGUUGGAUGGUGAACGUUGGUGGACAGCCAUUUUCAGGUAUCUCCAGAGAUGCUCAAUUGGGUUUAUGUCAGGGCUCUGGCUGAGCCAUUCAAGAACAGUCACAGAGUUGUUCUUAAGCCACUCCUUCGUUAUUUUAGCUGUGUGAUUAGGGUCAUUGUCUUGUUGGAAGGUGAACCUUCAGGCCAGUCUAAGGUCCUGAGCACUGUGGAGAAGCAUUUUGUCCAGGAUAUCCCUGUACUUGGCCGCAUUCAUCUUUCCUUCGAUUCCACCCCCACAGCAUGAUGCUGCCACCACCAUGCUUCACUGUUGGGACUGUAUUGGACAGGUGAUGAGCAGUGCCUGGUUUUCUCCACUCAUACCGCUUAGAAUUAAGGCCAAAAGGUUCUGUCUUGGUCUCAUCAGGCCAGAGAAUCUCACCAUCUUGGAGUCCUUCAGGUGUUUUUUUAGCAAACUCCAUGCAGGCUUUCAUGCGUCUUGCACUGAGGAGAGGCUUCCGUCGGGCCACUCUGCCAUAAAGCCCCGACUGGUGGAGGGCUGCAGUGAUAGUUGACUUUCUAGAACUUUCUCCCAUCUCCCGACUGCAUGUCCGGAGUUUUGCCACAGUGAUCUCUAGGUUCUUCUUUACCUCUCUCACCAAGGCUCUUCUCUCCCGAUUGCUCGGUUUGGCCUGACGGCCAGCUCUAGGAAGGGUUCUGGUCCUCCCAAACGUCUUCCAUUUCAGGAUGAUGGAGGCCACUGUGCUCUUAGGAACCUUAAGCGUGGCUGAAUUGUUUUUUGUAACCUUGGCCACAAUUCUGUCUCUGAGCUCUUCAGGCAGUUCCUUUGACCUCCUGAUUCUCAUUUGCUCCGACAUGCACUGUGAGCUGUAAGGUCUUCUAUAGACAGGGGUGUGGCUUUCCUCAUCAAGUCCAAUCAGUAUAAUCCAACACAGCUGGACUCCAAUGAAUAGAAUCAUUUUAAGGAUGAUCAGAAGAAAUCGGACAGCACCCGAGUUCAAUGUGAGUGUCACAGCAAAGGGUCUGAAUACUUAAGGCUGUGGGAUAUUUCAGUUUUUCUUUUUUAAUAAAUCUGCAAAAAAUUUCAACAACUCCGUUUUUUAUCGGUCAUUAUGGGGUGCCGUGUGUACAUUAAUGAGGGGAAAAAAAUAAACUUAAAUGAUUUUAGCAAAUGGCUUCAAUGUAAGAAAGAGUGAAAAGAGGUCUGAAUACUUUCCGUACCCACUGUAUAUAACUUAACAUUUGUUUUUCUUUGACUUUUCUAAAAUGAUUUCAAGUAAGCAAAUUUUUUGCCAUCACUAUAUAGCGACAAGUCUUCCGCUCACAAGGGGAACAUAUAUAAAAACGUGUAAUGUGUAUUUCCAAUGUUACGCUACCCUUUAAUAAACAACAAUGUCAUUG
Molecule: messenger RNA, 9262 nt
Organism: Phyllopteryx taeniolatus (common seadragon)
Lineage: Eukaryota; Metazoa; Chordata; Actinopteri; Syngnathiformes; Syngnathidae
Gene: grin2ca
Product: glutamate receptor, ionotropic, N-methyl D-aspartate 2Ca
Exons: 13
Coding region: 2524-6735 (1403 amino acids)
Biological process (GO): excitatory postsynaptic potential; monoatomic ion transport; synaptic transmission, glutamatergic
Cellular component (GO): postsynaptic density membrane; postsynaptic membrane; plasma membrane
Molecular function (GO): transmitter-gated monoatomic ion channel activity involved in regulation of postsynaptic membrane potential; NMDA glutamate receptor activity
Source: RefSeq, a predicted model, not a curated record